UACUACGCUCUCAUACCUAAAUUGUGUGUCUCUCAGUCAGAUUAAACAAAAGAAAAGACGAAACAUCGCUAAAUAUUUAAGAAAUUAUUGAAAAAAAAUCCAAAAAAUUUGGUUUACAUAGAGCAAAAAGACCAUGUAUCAGGAAUAUUUAAAUCAAUUACAACACACCAUAAACCCCUUAUCCACAGAUGAACUGAAAGAUCUACUUAACAAUGAUGAAAAACUCGAUGAAAAGAUUGACGCAGUUUUGGAAAUUUUAAAGGCCCAAAAAGACAGUCUAUUCACAGAAAAUCGUUCCAAAGCGGAGCGUAACAUAGAAAAGGAACCACUUAUAAUUGAAUUAAAGGGAAAAGUUGCUGAACUCAAUGACGAAGGCAAGCAAUGCUGUGAAGCGGUACAGGAAAAAUUGGCCCUUAUUAAGGAGAAAUCGGGUGGAGUAAGUCAAGAAACUGCUUUAGCUCUGCUGCAGACAGCAGCCGCUGAAAGUGAAGAGAACUCUGAGGCUAUAGUUAAAAAAUUCACAGACAACGAAAUCACUGUAGAAGCCUUUCUGGAAGAAUUCUUGCCUGCACGCAAGAUUAUGCAUUUACGCAAACUAAAGGCUGAAAAAAUGCAAGAACUAAUGAGACGUCAGGCUCAUUCUGGGCCAAAUCCAGCACCACGGAAUAUGCCUGGUAUUGGACCAGCCUAUAGCAACAUACCCUCAAGUGGUUUCUAUCCGGCACCACGUCCACCUUACGGCAGCGGUAGUGGUGUACCAUAUCCUAUGGGACCCAUGAUGCCGAUGCCACCACCACGCCCUUAUUAACUGCCAACAAUUUAAAUACUUUUUGUUGACCUCAUGAUAAAUAAGCGUACAAAUCAUUAGAUGUUUUGUUUGCAAUUUGUAAUCAAAAUGCCCAAGUCGAAGAUGUUAAUGUGAUGGCAAAUCUCUUUUUUUCUAAAUUUCAAUGGAAAUUCAGUUAAUCUAUUUACUAAAUAUACGAGUCGAUGAGACACCACUACUUACAGGACAGUUCUAUUUUUUCUUUGGUUUCGUAAAUUUUUCUAUCUCCUAUAAAAAGUUAUUUUAAACAAAUAUGAUUUAUUUUAUUUACACUACUCUUAAAUAUAUGUAUAUUAAAGUUAAUCGUUUGUUAUCGAAUUAAGUAUUUUAAAAUAAUAAAAAAACGUAGCGUUUAAAAUUAAAAAAA
Lucilia sericata (common green bottle fly) is the source of this 1193-nucleotide messenger RNA. RefSeq names its product vacuolar protein sorting-associated protein 37B (gene Vps37B). Gene Ontology annotation, cellular component: ESCRT I complex. Gene Ontology annotation, biological process: protein targeting to membrane; protein targeting to vacuole; ubiquitin-dependent protein catabolic process via the multivesicular body sorting pathway. The coding region runs from base 134 to 808 and encodes 224 amino acids. NCBI's taxonomy places the organism in Eukaryota, Metazoa, Arthropoda, Insecta, Diptera, Calliphoridae. The record is from RefSeq and is a predicted model, not a curated record. The transcript has a single exon.